Molecule: messenger RNA, 1714 nt
Organism: Neodiprion virginianus
Lineage: Eukaryota; Metazoa; Arthropoda; Insecta; Hymenoptera; Diprionidae
Exons: 9
Coding region: 26-1237 (403 amino acids)
Source: RefSeq, a predicted model, not a curated record
UCAGUCCCGCUUAGUCCGUCCAACGAUGGUACUUUGUUCGCUUUUACUAGCAGCUCUGCUGUUCGCGGCAUUCAAAUAUCUCAAACUAGAAAAUGUUGAACCGAUUUUUGGAGUGUACAAGCAACCCGGAAAAUGGUAUUACCUCAAGUACCUUGCGUUUUGGUGCAUUUUAAAUUCUCGGAGGGUGUUCGGAAAACUUGGCUCAAGGCUCCGGCAAAGCGGUUAUGGCAUGAAAUCACGUUCAACCCCAGAAGAAAUGGACAAGGCUCAACAACUGUCCUCACAUACAGAGGCAUUUGACGCGGUCUUCUUUAUGGCAACAAACAAAGAGGGAUAUUACUUAGUUGGGGGCUCAGAGCGUCGACACGAUGGUAUUGUCAAUGGAUUAUUUUACCUUGUGGUUCCAGGAAAGGGUCUUCUCUGUAGUAAAAGAAUUCCCAGUACUCAACUGCACGGUGCAAAGCCGAAUGAAUUCGGCGCCGAGGGUAUUCGUUUUACCCCAAUCGUACCGAUGAAACAUUGGCGUAUCGAGUACAACGGUUCCAUGUGGUUCCAAAAUGAACCGGGCAAAUCCAGCAACGUAGAAAUUCAAGCUGACUGGCGCAGUGAUCUUCCGUUUUUUGAUUUCGAUACUGAUUUGGCGAUAGCUCCAACAUGCAGGGCGAUUGCGCGUGAAGACUGGAGUAAGGAAUACUUCGACAGCCUCAAGGCGGCACACCAGACGCACUACGAGCAGAUGGGAAGUUUGAAAGCUAAUAUCAAUAUUGAAGGAAAGGUGUACGAAUUCGAAGGUCAAGCCUUCAGGGAUCAUAGUUACGGAUUCAAGAGAGAUUGGACCCUGAUGCAUCGGUACAUAUUUCACAUGCUCUUUCUGGAAGAUGGGACCAUGGCAUCGAUUGGCGUGAUUUGCCAACCCUGCACCUGUUCCACGUUGGAGGCUGGUUACGUAUACGAACCUGACGGAUCUCUGCACCCGUUGGAAUGGUGUGACCUGAAGUUAUAUCAGCACGGCGAGAACGGAACUGCGCCGAAGGAUCAUGCAUUCACCUUUAAAGCGGGUGAAAAGGUGUACAGCGUUCAAGUGAACGUUGAGUACGAAUCGAUACAUUUUGUCGGUAAAAACUGGGAGGCAAGGAUGGUCGAACGAUUCGUUCGUUAUCGCGUCAACGGCACCGUCGACGGAAGGGGCAUCUCGGAAUUCCAUUAUCGCAACAAAAAUGGUCGAACUAAAGACUAACCGUUCAUCGACAAACACACAGGGUCUUUCAGGCUUGGCAGAAUACGUGGAUGACAUCCUUGGAAACAACUGUGAAUAGUUAUGAGUGAGGUUGCAGAAUAGCGCUGAACUCGUUAACUUGAUUAACGCUCGAGUUUAUUUGGACACGAUUGUCAAUAGAGUAUAAAGUUUUCAUGAACUCCAUUGUGAUUUUUCCAGCUAACGUUUGCAAUGACAAUUAACUUGACACUGUUUUCUAUAAAUAAGUUUAUUAUUCACAGUAAUAAAUGUUAAAUUUUUUAUAGCUAUUUUGAUAUUGGUAAAAAUUUUUUUUUUUUUUUUUCAAGAAAGAAAAUUUUACGUCAGCACAUCGAUCAUACAUGUUUCUUGUUGUCUUCUCUUUUAAGCUAUCGCUUGUGCCGAGGAAUUGACAUCCCUUGUCUUAUAUUAUUCAAUAUCCCUUAUCGCAUCAUCCAAUAAACAAGCUGAGACCUGUUA